CCCCACCUCCGAAAAACUGCGUCUCUGGCGCCGAAGCAGUACCGACAAUUCGCAGGCUGCCCCUCUCCCAACGAAAGGCUGGAAGCAGGAGAGCAGCCGUUGUCCUCCUUGUUUAUUUGUCCGGUUUUUCUAAAUCCUUGCAGACAUGGCCUCCGAUGGCAUGGAUGAACGAUCACCACUGUUGUCAGCACCGAACUCCGGGAAUGUCACACCCACGGCACCGCCGUACUUGCAGGACUCGAGUCCCAGAGCUGAGCUCCCUCCGCCCUACACAGCCAUCGCCAGCCCAGACGCUGGCGGAGUUCCUGUCAUUAACUGCCGGGUGUGCCAAUCCCUCAUCAACCUGGAUGGCAAGAUGCACCAGCACGUGGUCAAGUGCACCGUGUGUAACGAAGCCACGCCGAUCAAGAACCCUCCCACAGGGAAGAAGUAUGUGCGAUGUCCCUGUAACUGCCUCCUCAUCUGUAAAGACACGUCGAGGAGGAUAGGGUGCCCCAGGCCCAACUGCAGACGCAUCAUCAACCUGAGCCCGGUGAUGGUGAUCCCUGAGGAACAGCCUGCCCAGCCCGCCCUGCCCGUUCAGCCAGAGGGCAUGAGAGUGGUCUGUGGUCACUGUGGAAACACCUUCCUGGGCAGUGAAGACUCCAGCCCAUCCCAGGCCCCCCCUGGCCUCGCCCUCGAUGGCGCCCCCCCUCCUUCUGAUCAGCAGUGGAUGGAACUCCGCUUCAACACGUUAGCCAAGUGCCCACACUGCAAAAAAAUAUCUUCGGUUGGCAGUGCCCUCCCUAGAAGGCGCUGUUGUGCCUACAUCACCGUAGGAAUGAUCUGCAUCUUCAUCGGAGUGGGGUUAACAGUGGGCACCCAGGACUUUGCGAGUCGUUACCACGCCACCUACGUGUCCUGGGCCUUCGCUUACCUGCUGGGCCUCAUCUGCCUGAUACGAGCCUGCUACUGGGGCGCCAUCAAAGUCAGCUACCCAGAGAACAGCUUCGCUUAGGCUGCCUCUGCACACGCUGGCACAGCCCGUCCAGAAAGAUGGAAUGAGAAUCCCCACCUUUUUGUAUUUACAUCUUUCUUCAUGUCGAUCCGAUUUUGUACAGGUCAAAGGUUGGGUCUGUUUGACGCUGUUUGGUCUGCGAGGACUCAAAUCCAGCCUCGGGUUUUUGGUUUAGCGAAAUCCAUGCAAACUGAUGAUUGAGAUUGAUCAUAGGAUUGAUUUUCUGAUUUUAGGAAUCGGGUUUUGUUGAUACGGAAAGAAUGGGAGAUUGAAAUGAGUGAUAUUGAAAUCAGACAGUGAUCAGGCUGGUAAUUUAAGAUAGCUGUAAUCACAUGAAGACCGUCUGGAUUUUGCCUCUUCCUGAACGAGUUUUAGCUACGACCACAAGGAACAUAAUGGUACCCAUUUUAUGUAUUGCAUUUUGUCACCAACCAGACCAAACGAGGAGAACUUUUCAAGAACAGUCUUGCCCAUUGCACUGCAGUUAUAUGCAAUUAUUGUGUUCUUUUGCUGCUAGAUUCCCCCCAGCUACAUAAAGCUGCAACCAUACUGUAUGUAACCAUUUACUCUGCCUGUGCAAUGCAUAGUAGGUUUGUCAUAUAUGAUUUUAAUCCAAGGAAAUUAUCAAACUUAAUAAAGAAAUUGUCCUUAAAUGUGUGCCAAUGCUGCCACCCAAGAUCAGUAUUUUGUCAAGAGUAUUCCAGCAAAAGGAGCUUGUGUGUCCUACAGUAUGUACUGUUUGCAAAACGCUGCUUUUACUCACAUAGAGCAAUAAUUGUUGUUUUUGUUUUGGCAUUUUGGAGUGCAAAACUAAUGUAUUACAUCACCGCAUAGUAACAGCCUUCUUGUUUGUGAAUGAGUUAUUGAAACUCACUGAUGAGGAAACCCUUUUUUGCAUGUUUCCCUUAUGUUCCUUCCUUAUGUUUAUCCCUGACCGACGGCAGUGUUAUUUUCUGUUAUGAAUAAAGGAAAAGAUAUCUUCUGUUCUUCUCCUCUGCUCUCCUCAUGCUUUUAGAAUGUAAACCUCUUUCCCUCUCCCCCCUGCUCAUCAUCUGUUUCCCUGACUCCAGUGACCUGUGACCACUAGUGUUGCUGUAGUUAGCUAGCGAAGCCUCCAGUCUCUAGGCUCGUGGGCACUGUUCAAAAACAACCUUGUUCUGAAUGUUUGAAAGUUAACCAAUAAAAACUCUUUGUACAUAGUUUAAUUUCAGUACAUGGAAAAAUGUAGCUUGAGUUUGAUGACGAACGCUCCUGAAUAUCUUUUUAAAAAUGAUAAUUUAUCAAUAAAAUUAAAAAAUGUGUCUCAUUCCUUGAA
Hypomesus transpacificus is the source of this 2312-nucleotide messenger RNA. It is a transcript of the gene pip4p2, whose product is annotated as phosphatidylinositol-4,5-bisphosphate 4-phosphatase 2. The transcript is spliced from 8 exons. Gene Ontology annotation, cellular component: late endosome membrane; plasma membrane; lysosomal membrane. The record is from RefSeq and is a predicted model, not a curated record. The coding region runs from base 146 to 997 and encodes 283 amino acids. Gene Ontology annotation, molecular function: phosphatidylinositol-4,5-bisphosphate 4-phosphatase activity. Lineage: Eukaryota; Metazoa; Chordata; Actinopteri; Osmeriformes; Osmeridae. Gene Ontology annotation, biological process: phosphatidylinositol dephosphorylation.